This is a messenger RNA of Rhagoletis zephyria (snowberry fruit fly), 3414 nucleotides long. RefSeq lists its product as uncharacterized. The record is from RefSeq and is a predicted model, not a curated record. NCBI's taxonomy places the organism in Eukaryota, Metazoa, Arthropoda, Insecta, Diptera, Tephritidae. Gene Ontology annotation, molecular function: monocarboxylic acid transmembrane transporter activity. Gene Ontology annotation, biological process: transmembrane transport; monocarboxylic acid transport.
UUAAAUUUUUUAUACUAACCUUCACACAAGUGAGCUUUCAUCCAGCACAUCCUCUCAUCUGGUAACCCGCAUAGUAACACAUAAAAUCACCCAAAAUGGUUGCAAAUCAAACAAACACAAAAAGUAAACCAGACGGUGUAGUUUAUCAACAACUAUCCACGCCGACGGACAUGCAGUCGAUCGUUCCGUCAAUGACGCCAACACCCACAACCACACCACUAAAUAAAUCACUCAAGCACGAAUUCUUUCCCGAGGUUAAAUUCUGUGACCUCUCGGCAAGCGACUUACAUAGUGCUGACGAAGAUUACGCCCCCAAUGAACGUCUCCUAAGGCAUUGUCUCAUCACAGUUGAGGAUGCCAAUGGCGGUAUCACUACCGCCACCACAACAACACUGGCUAUGUUGGAGGGUAAUGAUGUGAAGAAACGUACUCGUCUAAUCUCAAACGAAUCGGGCGACUCGAUUGAUUCGGGCUCUAGUGAUAAGAAAAAGCCAGAAAUACCAGAUGGCGGCUACGGUUGGGUUGUGGUGUUUGCCUCGCUCGUUGUUUCCCUCAUCGCAGAUGGGUUGUCUUUUUCCUUUGGUCUUAUCAAUUCAGAAUUGUUGGACUAUUUCGGAGAGUCACCAUCGAAAACUGCGUGGAUUAGUUCGUUGUUCUUUUCGGUGCCGCUGCUUAUGGGACCCAUUUGGUCAAACCUGGUGGAUAAUUAUGGCUGUCGUAAGAUGACGAUAUUUGGUGGACUGCUCUCCGCCUUCGGUUUUGGUCUGUCUUCGCUUUGUAACUCAGUGGAAAUGCUAAUGUUGACUUUUGGCAUAGUUUCUGGGUUGGGACUGGGUAUUGGUUACGUCACAGCAGUGGUAUCGAUUGCCUUCUGGUUCGAUAAGAAACGCACAUUUGCUACGGGCAUCGGCGCAUCUGGCACUGGCAUCGGCACCUUCCUUUAUGCACCACUAACGCAAUGGUUAAUCGAUAACUACGGCUGGCGCGGUGCUACGCUUAUACUUGCCGGCACAAUGCUGAAUACUUGCGUGUGUGGCGCGCUAAUGCGUGAUCCCGAUUGGCUAAUCGAGGAAAAUCGUCUGGAAAGUCGUUCACAAAGUGUGACAACAUUUUCCAAUUCAAGCGUGUGUCUCGAAGAAAUCAAAAAACUACUUGAUACUGGUGUGACAAAGGAAGCUGUACUUGAUACGCUGGUGACUAAAAACAACACCGAAGCUAACCAGCAAAUUAACGAUCCACAUGAGUUUGUGAUGAAACGCUAUCGCAGCGAAUUAUUCUUACCGACUUUCUUAGUUUCGCAGGAAUUAGAAUGUCUAUACGAGAUCAAGAGUCUGAGUCGGCGCUCGCUACGGCAAAAGGAUGGCGUUGAUGCACCUUCACGUGAAAAUUUGUUAUCCAUGUCUUCGGCUGGUCCCAACCCCACGGCGACUAUAAUUGGCUCGCCGGACGACACAAUGAUGGGCGGUAUUGCCGAAAGUGCAGCUGAAGAUGCAAAGAAAAGCUACUUGGCUUCGAUGGAGACACUCUCACCAUCUGAAAAGAAUUCGCUGGAUGGUGAAAUGCCCUCUCGAACAUCUUUGUCUGUGGAACGCAACUUUCACGACGCCUAUUCCAAAGCACUCCCGCCAACGCCACGCGAGUACCAACGGAAUAGCAGUAACGAUGGAAAUAUCGCCAACUCACGCUACUCACUUAAUGAGAACUUUUUCAGCACGAAAAAUGCAACCACAUCCUUUGUGGAUCUUAAGCCAAAUGGUUUGCGACACAAUUCAGUCGAUAUACUGAGUGAUGAAACUUACUAUAUGUCAAUUAAAAACGAUACCGCAGGACUUAUAGAGGGUAAUUUAAGAAAGCUAAAUAACGGUCGGGCAAUCAUUUCGAUACCGGAAAAUGAAACAAUCAAUAAGCCAACAAAAAGGGCACGUACCGAUAGUAUUAGCGGCAUGCGACGACUAUCUAAGUCUAAGAAGCCGAUGACACGCUCAAGUUUGAGGUACAACACCUCAAUACGUAAUUCGAAUUUCCUGAAAAAUAUGCGAAUACAUCGCAACUCAAUACAUUACCGUGGCGCGAUGUUGAAUACACAUCGCUAUCGAUUACGUGCAUCCUCGUGUCCGAAUAUCUACAGAAACUCCAUGACGACGAUCGCAAAGGAGGAAGAAGAUACGUGGUACGAAAGUCUGUUUGACACUGUGAAGACGAUCUUCGAUUUUUCGUUGUUUGCGGAUAUGAAAUUCACAUUAUUUAAUUUAUCAACAUUGUUUUCGUUCAUUUGGUUUAUUAUUCCAUACCUUUAUCUGCCUGAGUACAUGAAAAUCCAUGGCUAUGAAACCGCGGACAGUGCGAUGAUGAUUUCGGCCAUUGGAGUUGCCCAAACUAUUGGCAUGAUCGGACUCGGCUAUGUGGGUGAUCGUUCGUGGAUGAAUGUUAAUGUCUGCUAUUCGGCAUGUAUGGUGGUAUGUGGCAUGUCGGUGUUACUAAUGCCCAUCCUUGUGUCGCAAUAUAGUUUACUUCUGUUAAUGUGCAUCAUAUUUGGCUUCACAUUUGCCAGCUCAUUUUCAUUUACACCCAGCAUUUUGGUCAGUAUUGUGGAUUUAGAUGAUUUUACAUGUGCCUACGGAUUAGUGCUGUUGGUACAGGGUGUCGGUAUGAUUGCAGGACCCCCCAUUGCUGGUGCUAUUUACGAAAUGACACUGAGAUGGGACAAUGCAUUCUAUUUUGCCGGUAUAUUUAUGGCCUUAUCUGGUGUGGCCUCCUAUUUGAUAGAAUUCUGUGAGAAGCGAGAAAAGGGAAGUGACAGUGAUGUAUCUGAAACUAAGAAAUCUAAUUUAUUACAUUAAAAAUGUCUGCUAAUAAUAAAUUCGGGACUAUUUGAAUCGACAGAAAUUAACGUUAAAGAAAUAAAGUACUUUUUUUAGCAUUGUAGUCUAAAGUAUACUGUGUUAUACAUACAUAUGUAUGUUUAUGCGUGUACUAAGUAGCAUAAAUUUAAAAUUUAAUUUUUCUGUAUUCAAGUUUAUAUAUGUAUAAAGUUUGAAAUUCAAAUACACUUAUAGAUUUUUCUUAUGUACUUGACGUUGAAGAGUAGACAUUUAAAAGUAAAAUUUACCUAGUUAAUUUCUUAAAUACUCUACAUGUAUUGCAUAUAAAUUUUUGUUAUGAUUUCGAAAAGGCAAAAAAAAAGCUACAUACAGAAUAUAUGUCUGCGUUAAAUAGAAGGGCUUAGUAGUUAAGUAAAACUUUCAAGAUUUUUGAAAUUAUCUGGGCUUUUUUCAGUCUAACAGCAUACCUCUAUUGUUCCAAGACUUUAGAGAAAGCUUUUACAUUUUCAAAUUCGCUGAAAUUACUUCCCUUAAGAUUUCACUCAAAAUAAAAUCUGUAAAAAUUUUAAUAAAGCAGUUUAAAAAUCGUCAA